This is a messenger RNA of Capsella rubella, 2143 nucleotides long. Its product is annotated as pre-mRNA-splicing factor CWC25 homolog. The record is from RefSeq and is a predicted model, not a curated record. Gene Ontology annotation, biological process: mRNA splicing, via spliceosome. Lineage: Eukaryota; Viridiplantae; Streptophyta; Magnoliopsida; Brassicales; Brassicaceae. The transcript is spliced from 4 exons. Bases 123 to 1691 code for a protein of 522 amino acids. Gene Ontology annotation, cellular component: U2-type spliceosomal complex.
AAUUCGAUUAUACGGCGGCGACGGAGCAAAUAGAUACAACCCUCGACGAGUUUGCGAUUGAACAGGGAAGAAGGUGACCAGAUUUUGAAGCGAGAGGAGGAGAAACAACAAGAGGAGUAGCCAUGGGGAUGAAAUUUCUGAACAAGAAGGGAUGGCAUACGGGGAGUCUCCGUAACAUCGAGACCGUGUGGAAGGCUGAGCAGAAACAAGAGGCCGAACAGAAAAAGCUUGAGGAGCUUCGUCUCCAGAUCUUGCAGGAGAGGGAGCGUUCUGAGUUUCGCGCUCUCCAGGAACAAGCCGGUCUAAUUCCGAGACAAGAGAGAUUGGAGUUUUUGUAUGAUUCAGGAUUAGCUGUAGGGAAAGGAAGUGCGAGUGGUUCAGGUGUUUCGUUUCAGAAAGAAGAGCAGCCUUUAGCCCAAGCUGAAGCUGGUAAUAGUGCCAGUGAGAAACCAGAUCAGUCGGCUCCUGGUGCGCUGUUUGAGGAGAAGCCGCAAUCUGCUAAUGAUUCUUGGAGGAAACUUCAUUCUGACCCUUUGCUUCUCAUCAGGCAGCGUGAGCAGGACGCUCUUGCCAAGAUCAAGAACAAUCCUGUGAAGAUGGCUCUUAUUCGCAAAUCUGUAGAAGAAAAAGGAAAGGGUAAAGAUGGAGACAAAAAGGACCAUAAGAAAAAGCAUAAGCGUAAAAGUGGAAAACAUCACAAGCAAUCUUCAUCCAGACACCAUUCUGAUUCGGAGGAAGAUUCUGAUGAAGAGAAUAAUGGAAGAAAAUCCCACCAUCAGAAAACAUCAGGGACGCAUGACAGACACUAUGAGAGGCCAAGAUCAGAUUUAGAGGAUGAGUCAAAAGGAAAACAAAGUCGUGAUAGGCACUAUGAGAGACGAAGGUCAGUAUUAGAUGAUGAGUCCAAAAGAAGAGAAAGUCAGGAUACUCACUAUGAGAGACGAAGGUCAGAACUGGAUGAUGAGUCAAAAAGAAGAGAAAGUAGGGACAAGCACUAUGAGAGAAGAAGAUCAGAUUUGGAUGAUGAGUCCAAAAGAAGAGAAAGUCAUGAUAAGCACUAUGAGAGACGAAGGUCAGAUCUGGAUGAUGAGUCCAAAAGAAGAGAAAGUCAUGAUAAGCACUAUGAGAGACGAAGGUCAGAUCUGGAUGAUGAGUCCAAAAGAAGAGAAAGUCAAGAUAAGAGACGAAGGUCAGAUAUGGAUGAUGAACCAAACAGAAGAGAAAGUCAUAGAGAAACUCGUACCAAUGAGAGAUAUCAGAAUCACUCCCCUAGAGGCGGUUUGGAAAGGGAAAAUCUCAAGAGUUAUGGUCAAGAGGAUAAAAAAAGGAAAACAGAGGAUUUAGACAAUGGAAAGCAUCCCUCUAAGGAGAAUGAAUACCAGAAUAGACGCCGGAAAGGAGGGUCGAAACUAUCAGAAGAGGAGAGAGCUGCUAGAUUGAAGCAAAUGCAAAUGGAUGCAGAGGUGCACGAGGAGCAAAGAUGGAGAAGAUUGAAGAAAGCGGAUGAGACUGAUGCAGUGGAAGCUGACAAGAACAAAGUAUCCAUGGGAAAGAGCUUUUUGGACGAUGCUAAUAAAAGUGUGUAUGGGAUAGAGAAAGGCGGGAGCUCAACAAUAGAAGAAAGCGUGCGGCGAAGAAGCUAUUAUUCACAGCGUGGAACUGAAGCUGAAGGCAAUGCGUUUCGCCGUUGAUGAUAUUGUUAAACAACACAAAACAUGCAAGGUUAUCAGAUGAAGCUCUUUGAUUGAUGUUUAGAUAUGUGAGGGCGACGAGGCUGAGGCCCAUAGGCAAUAGCCCAUUAUGGGGGUGGUCCAGUAUGUUAUCCGCAAAAGGGAGCGUGGGAUUUGAAAUGGUGGUAGUGUGUGUGUAAUACAAUAUGAAGUGAGUGGGACGUAGAAAUGAGGUGUAUGAAAGAGUCAAUAAAAAAACCCGUGACAUUGUAGUUAAGCAUAAUACUCCAAGAUUCCCCUUUGGCACUUUUUAAAGAAACCACGAGAUGAAGCCACUCUCUCUCUCUCUCUCUCUCUCUCUCUCUCUCUCUUGUCUUUUUGUUGAGACUCUAUUAUUUUCUCAGUUAUUUUUUUUCUGUCCAUCAUCUUUCAUGUAAAAGUUUAUUUCUGUCAAAAUUCUUAUGUUUUGAGUU